This is a messenger RNA of Aspergillus clavatus NRRL 1, 1536 nucleotides long. Its product is annotated as cytochrome P450. Gene Ontology annotation, molecular function: oxidoreductase activity, acting on paired donors, with incorporation or reduction of molecular oxygen; heme binding; monooxygenase activity. The transcript is spliced from 6 exons. Bases 1 to 1536 code for a protein of 511 amino acids. Lineage: Eukaryota; Fungi; Ascomycota; Eurotiomycetes; Eurotiales; Aspergillaceae. The record is from RefSeq and is a predicted model, not a curated record.
AUGCUUGGGGUCUUGCUCCUGUUUUUCGCCACUGCUGGUCUUGCCUGGUUCCUUGCAACGCCCUUUCGAACAGGACUAUGGCACAUUCCGGGGCCUUGGUGGCGCCGCUAUACAGACUUUUUUCAGGCGCUUGAUGCUUACAAUGGACGAACCUGCCAAAUCAUUCAGCGCUUACACAAGGAAUAUGGUCCCGUGGUGCAAGUUGGUCCACGAACCGUCAUUUUCUCCAACCCAUCCAUGAUAGAAAAAGUCUAUGCUACGAGGGCGCCCUUCCCUAAAAGCUAUCACUGGCGGCCGCUCCGAACUGAGCUGAAAGGCGUCCAUUAUCCAAGUCUCAUAGGCACGGAGGAUACGAAGACCCAUGCUGCUCUCAAACGGCCUAUCUCGGGCAUCUACUCGAUGUCCAACGUCACCAAAUCAGAAAGCUUCAUCAACGAAUGUAUCCUUCAGUUUGUUAAGGAGGUUGACCGAGAAUUCAGGGGCAAAGAGAAGCCUCUGCCCGUGUUUACGUGGAUGCAUUUUUUUGCGUAUGACACAAUCAUGAAGCUUACGGUCUCUGCCGACUUUGGACUCAUCCGAGGCGAAGCUGAUCGAAAGGGAAUGUUUAGAGGUGUCGAUGCAGCUCAAACAUAUCGAGCGAUGGCAGCCUGUAUGCCGUGGGUUCACUCUCUGCUCAAGGGCAGCCCCAUCACGAAAGUGUUCGAGAAACGCAUGGGCUCAUUCCCACGCCGAGCGCGUGAACUCAUCCAGAGCAGGCGGGCCAACGGGGCUGCAAGAACCAAGGAUCGCGAGGACUUGCUCUCCCAGAUUUUGGACACUCAAAAGAAGCACCCGAACGUUGUCGAUGAGCUGGUUGUUCACGGGUACGCUACCACACCACUGCUCGCCGGCGCGGACACGGUCACUAUCGGCCUUACUUCCGUCGUCUACUUUGUGGCCAAGCAUCCGGAGGUUGCAGCCAAACUGCACGCGGAACUCAAAUCUUCAGGACUCCAGAUGCCACCUCCUUGGGUUCUCAUUCACAAGAUGCCGUACCUUGAUGCGGUAAUUCGGGAGUCAUUCAGGUGUCAUCCGAUCGGAGCGAUGUUAUCACGACGCGCGGUUCCACCAGGCCCUGGUCUCAUGCUUGCGGAUGGCCACACCCUGCCCCCAGGCACAGCAGUGGCAGUUUCAGGAUGGUCUACCCAUUUUGAUCCGGACGCCUAUGGCGAUGACGUACACGACUUCAAACCUGAGCGCUGGCUGAAACGUCCCUCAGAAAGCGACGAAGAGUAUGCUGAGCGGCUACACAGGAUGAGCAAGGCAGACCUGACAUGGGGCGCCGGCGACCGAGCUUGUAUGGGCAAGAACAUUGCCAAAUGUGAACUGUACAAGCUAAUUGCAACAUUGUAUUCCAUCUUCGACAUUCAGCUUGUUGAACCGACCAAGGAAUGGAAAAUCAAGGAGACUGUGCUAGCGAAGCAAGAGGGCGUUGAGGCGAGAAUUACUUUCAGACCUGGCGCAAGUCUUGACCAGCUCGUACAGGGGGAUGCUUGA